Messenger RNA from Chilo suppressalis (striped riceborer), 514 nucleotides. The record is from the annotation of a GenBank genome assembly. NCBI's taxonomy places the organism in Eukaryota, Metazoa, Arthropoda, Insecta, Lepidoptera, Crambidae.
CGGCCGCGCGCCCUCGCGGUCCUACAGCCCCCGCGAUCACGAUGACACCGCGCGCGCACCUCCGCACCGCCGACGUGUCAUGAGAGACUCAACACCCGAUACAUGUACAAAAAUGUUCGAUAUGUCAAUUCAAGAAGUGAACGGCAAAGGGCCGAAGAAGAGGAAAAAGUCGUUAGAGCGUAUCUGUGAUAAUGAGAGGCGGGAGAGCGCGGAGGACGGCGCGGGAGGCGUGCAGCUACUGCACUGGAGGGAUAUGCCACGCCACCUGCAGUUCAACCCCUACGUGCUGACGGGAUACCGGCCGCUGCAGGGCUGGCUCGACUGUAUCCGCAGCCUUUUCUACUUCCACAACGAGACUAUUAACAUACUCACACAUGGUGACCCCUACCUACCUAAGGCUUUGCGGGGACAAAGGGACUUUGUAACAGCGCAACGGUGGCGACCGACUGGCGACGCGUGGAAAACAAAUGCGCUCCCCGCUGUCGACAUUGACCGAUGGCUCUCGCGGCCCUAA